Messenger RNA from Chaetomium fimeti, 1818 nucleotides. RefSeq lists its product as uncharacterized. NCBI's taxonomy places the organism in Eukaryota, Fungi, Ascomycota, Sordariomycetes, Sordariales, Chaetomiaceae. The record is from RefSeq and is a predicted model, not a curated record. The transcript has 3 exons. The coding region runs from base 1 to 1818 and encodes 605 amino acids.
AUGGCCGAUGCCGUCCGAUUGAGCGUUGAUGAUUUCCAAGGGAUCUACGAGCAAAGCUUCAGAGCGUGGUCCACACUUCACCAUGCCGCAAUCGAGCGGCCGGGCAUUCCACCCUCGUACCUCGACAUCCAAAACGCGUUCCGUCAACACCCGUCGUUCCCAAACGACCUGCGUCUGGAGCACGUCAAGUACGCGAAGCACAGCCGACCAGACUGCGGAAAUGGAUUACCGCCGUUUUCCCAACAGGUGCAGAUCGGCGUCAUCUUGAAAGGCCCCAUUCCGCUGUCCAUCGCGGCGGCAAUGCCAAAACGCGAGAUACACUGGGCAUCGUGGUUCACACGAGGGGAUGAGAACUAUCUCGGUAUACUUAUCCUGGCCUGGGCAUACGUUCUCUCCGCGAGGUGGGCCGAAAUUAUGUCCGAGGCCACAUCGCUCGUGUAUACGAGUAGCAAGGCGGAGGAUUCUACCCCGGGAGUACAAACAACCCCUUUACCAGACCAUCUUAGCUUAGAAGUGGAUAUUAGCGAUGCGAGUCCAGACGAGGCUCGAUGGUGGGCAGCCGUGCUCGCCCCGGGCCAAGGCUGGGAGGCGACUAUGUUGUUGGGCCAAGAUACCUUCUUUGCUCCUUGGUCAAUACGGCUCCAACCAGGCCACCGGUUUAUACUAUCGACAAACCCGACCUUUCGAAAUCAUUCGGCAGGAGCCCCGUCCUCUUCAGAAGCCCUCCGUUUCCUUAGCAAUUUCUGCGUUCGCCGCAACAUCGGGGAUCAGAGCCAGGCCGCCCUUGCCGCUGUGUUGCUCUUCCCAUCUAUGGGUAUCGGUCAAGGGCUAGAGCUGCCAGCUUUCACAUCUAGCCGCCUGAAUCUCCCGACCGCAGUUGCUUCUUCCGUUCUGCAGCGACAGUGUCCCGAUCUUGAUGGCGAGCAACGGUAUGGCUGGGUUCACCAGGAAGGCCAUCUAGACCGGCUGAUUCCUCUCAGUUGCUACACCAAAGGAAUCCGCCCUAUGUUGCUGAGUAGCUUCUACGAUCCUAGCAUCGAAUGCAACGCCGUUACCCCUUGGCUCCAGGGAGCACUAGCAGUCAUUGACGUAGUUGCUGAAGACGAUCCUCUUGUCCUCGGACGCCUGCUGAUGGAUCGACAACCCAAAGUGGCACCUCUUUGGCUCGGCAUCACAGUGCUCGGGCUUCAAAAAAAAGUCUUGCAGGACGUUCGUUUCGGCUUAAUUCCCGUCGACCUUCACUCUGCCGUAUGGUCUGGCGCGAUACAAUCCUUCAUCCAGCAACCCGUUUCGGAUCCCCUCGUGGCAGAUGACCAGGUAGCCCGGGCGGAUCAGUGCCGGUUGCUUUUCCUCUCCCGGUCUGGAUCGCAUGACCGAGUGCCCGUCUGCCAGUGGAGACCGUUUGGCGGGACACCGCUUGAGCAUACCGAUAUCGAGGUUCGGGUCCAUGCCGAGUGCAAAGGCCAUGGGCUUCGGUAUCAGGGGUUGACGUGGGAUUGUGUUGGCGAAAAAACAGCACACCAGCCGCUCGACGGCGACGAUCUUUACGCGUACCAAAGCCCUCCGCGUACAGCACAGACCUCAUAUUCUAGGCAAACGCUCGUUAACUACGGAAAUCUAGACCACGAGAAAGACUUUGUCUCGGAAAACGCCACACGGAGCGUUUUUGGCUGGCUGCGUGUCUACGGAUACGCAUUGGGCGAAAAGCCUAUCUGGAAACACGAGUGGUUCGAGAUGUCUGAAUCUGAUGAGGAGGUCGAGGAGGGAUCUCCCUCAUACGUGGAGACUUGGGUUUCUGAACUAUCUGACAGGCCCUGA